This is a messenger RNA of Condylostylus longicornis, 3576 nucleotides long. Its product is annotated as GILT-like protein 1. The record is from RefSeq and is a predicted model, not a curated record. Gene Ontology annotation, molecular function: oxidoreductase activity, acting on a sulfur group of donors, disulfide as acceptor. The coding region runs from base 114 to 806 and encodes 230 amino acids. Lineage: Eukaryota; Metazoa; Arthropoda; Insecta; Diptera; Dolichopodidae. The transcript has 4 exons.
AUUGUUUUUAGUAAAGUGUAAUAUUUUGAACGCUCGACUUAGAAAAUUUUCGGAGGAAUUUAUAAUUUUAGUUUUUAAUUAUCAAACAAGUUAAAAAAAGAAAGAAGAAAAAAAUGUUUACAACAGCCACGAAAAGAAGAAUUUUAAUUAUAAUUUUUAUAGUAAUAAUUAUUUGGCAAAUAUGUCGUCUAGUCGGUAUUCCCUUGUCAUGGCAAUCGGAUGAUAUUAUGGUGAGACCCUUUGGUGCUCCAGUUUUAGUUAUGGUAUUUUAUGAAUCUUUAUGUCCAGAUUCAAAAAAUUUUAUACUCAAACAAUUAGUCCCUACCUACAGAAAAGCACCCGAUCUCAUUGAAAUUCAAUUUGUUCCAUAUGGAAAAGCAAAGACUGAAAUUAAUGCUGAUGGUUCGCUCAAAUUUGACUGCCAACAUGGACAAUUAGAGUGCCAAGGUAAUAUUUAUCAUGCAUGUGCAAUUGAAGCCAUUGAAGAUCCUAAAACAAAAUUAGAUGUUGUUGCUUGUAUGAUUCGAGACAAUCGUUUGCCAAAAGAAGCAAUGCAAAAAUGUACAAGAGAGCAUCAUGUUGAAACAGCUGAACUUAUACAAAAAUGUUAUGAUAGUCCACACGGCUCUGAACUUUUGAAACUUCAUGGUGAAGCAACACAUGCAUUAAAGCCACCUGUAUCUUUUAUUCCAACAGUUACAUUAGAUGGAUCACAAGGUCGACAGGCUUCAAUUUUAAAAGAUUUAUUUGGUGAAGUGUGUAAAGUUGCCGCAGGUAGAGGACCGUUACCAGAAAUUUGUCUGUAGUAUAAAUAUGAAUAAAUAAGACUUUGAUAAUUUUUACAAAAAUAAGACAAAAACUUGGUGUUUUCGCACAUCGGAAGGAUAUAGAAUGAAAUCCUAUUUUUAGAUUUAUUAAAAUUCUUAUAGGAAACAUAAAUAGAAUUAUAUUUUUUUUUCUUCUAUAUUCAUUCGAUAAUAGAAUUUAUUAGAUAAAAUUUUUAGUAUAAUUAUUAUUUUUGGAUGUGAUUUUCAUAAAAUACAAGAGAUAAAUAAUUAUGUAUCGAAACCAAAUCAAAAAAAUUAAUCAUUAAAUAUAAUUAAAAUUUAGGAAAGGUUUUAUCUAUUUAAUUUUUAGUUAUAUUAUUUUAGUUGUAAAGUAUUUAGUUGCUAACAAACUUAAUUAAAAAUACAAUAUAUAUUAAUUUAUGAUAAGCAAUAAAAUUUUGCAACGUUUAAUACGUUCGCAAAUGAAAAUAUAUUAAAAAAACAAACGAAAAUAACAGUUUAAAUAAUUAGGAAACUAAAUGAACAAAGACAAAAAAUAUGCUAAAAAAUUCAAUUAUUUAAAAAAACCAUAAACAAAUUUUAAAUAUUUAAAUAUAAUUGUCAGAAUAUUGUAAUUUUUAAUUGAACAACUGAUAUUUUUGUUUUAAAUGCAUUUUUCUAUUUUGAAUGCAUUGAUUACAUACCGUCUCUAAUAUAAUAAAAGUACAUAUUUAAAUUUUUUGAAUUUCACACUUUUAAAAUUGAAGCUAAUGUGCACCCAGAUAAAUAAAUAAUAAUUAUUAUUGCUUUUUUUUUUUACGAAUCUGCACUUAAUUUGAAAAAGAGAACAUAAAAUUUCUUUUUUAAAUUUUUUGGACUUUCUUUAAUGUGGAAACUAAAACUAAGAUUGAAUUUAAAUAUAUAAAUUGGAAAAUAAUGUAGAAAUUUCUAUAGUCGUGCAAUAUUAAAUUAAACGUAUUUUAAAUAUAUUGAAAAUACUUUUUUAUACUUAUACCUCAUUGUUUUUAAUUAUCAUUAAUGUUAUUGCUAAGUAAUUAGAAGCAAAUUUAUGAACAAAAAACAUGGUUUACGUGUGAAAUUAAUUUUAUGAACAAAUUCAUUUGCUAAUGCAAAUAUUCUAUUCUUCCUACUGCGUUAAAUGAAGAAAUUCUUGUAGAACUCAUGCAUUGUAGUUUAGCAAUUUGCUAAAAUAUUUUGUAUGAGUUUUUUUUUUAAAUUCUUUCCGUUUUUAUGUAUGGCAUUGUUAAAAUAUAACUUAUUACGUGAUUUAUUUUUAUAUUCUAGAAAAUAUUUUUUUUAAAGUUUUACACAUUUUUUGCCAGUAGAAUAAAUUUUUACUAUCCACCCUAAAAACAACUUUUUUAACCACAAAAUAUGCUUUAAAAAAGUUUAACUUCAUUUUUUAAAUGAUUUGAAAACUUUAGAAUAAUUUUUUUUUCAAUGUUUUUACAAUGUGCUGCUAAAUUUGAUCAUAUUUAAAUUAAUAUAAUAAAACGUAGUCUAAAUAAUUAUAGAUCUCAUUUUAAUCAUACAUAUAUUGCCUAAAAUCAUAAAUUCCAAUUCUCAAUUCAUUAUCACUGUAACAGUUAAGUAACAACUACUAUGAUGGCAUUUGCACUGCCUGAAAUAAAAGUACAAAUUGGUUAUGAUUAGUAGUUAAAAAAAAAACAAAACAAAAAAACAAGUAACCCACUGACAUAAAUAUGUAGAUGUAUGUAUACUUUCAUAUAAUAUACAAUAUAUUUGUAAAUUUAAUGUUUGGGAUUGGAGUAAAUCAUUUAUAGAGCAUAUAUAUAUAAAAUUUAAAUUUGUUUCAUUAGCAAUAGAUUUUAAUCCCAAAAUUUAAAGUGUUAAAUGGUUGUAAACUAAAUUAAGAUGUAGAAAGAACAAUUGAAGAGAUUUUUUUUUUUUAUUUUAAAAAUAUUAAGUACUAUUAAUUUAUUCGUUUUUCAUAGUUUUGUUAUUAUUUUCUUAAUUUAAAAUGUGUGCUAUUUUAUUUGGAUCAAAAUAUAAAAUAUUAAUGAGAUUUAUAGAUUUAGUCAAUAAAGAUAAAAAAAAAUAGUUAAGAAUUUUUUUUAGAAUUUAAAAAAUAAAAAUUUAAAAAUAACAUAAAUUGCUUUUUUUAAAAUUAUAAAAAAAUUAUUAAAGCUAAUGUACCUAUGAGCAUAAAAUUAAAGCUUUUAUGCAUUAAAAUUUUGAGGGCUAUAUGGUUCUAAAAAUUUUGUUUUUUUUUUUCAGUUUUAAGACCAAAUUAAAAAAGAGAAUAUGCUAAAAUUAAUUCAAAUCAAAAUAAACUAAAUUUUUUUACCUAUAAUUAAAUUAGGAAUCCAGAUGUAAUGAAAGGGGGAAUUACAUUGCUUAUUCGAAGAUUUAUUUUAGCAUAAUCGAAUCAAAUUUAAAAUUUAGUUUCAGAAUUCAUCAUUUUUGUCUAUUUAACAAAAAAAAAAUAAGAGCAUAGCCAAGUAUUUCCAUAUACUUUUAAUGAAUUAAGCUUAGAUAUAAAAAGCAAUUUAAUUUCAUUUUGAGCUAUUUACAAAAAAAAAAAGAAAUUAUGAAUGUGUGUAUGUAAAAUUUAAUAUGAAAAAAGGUAGUCUAUUUUAUAAAAUUUUCUUUGUUUUCUUUAAAUUUUGUCAAUCUAUUCGAUACAAUCUAUCUUUUAAAAAACCUAACAUUUUUAUAUAAAAAAAUUACAAAAAAAAAAACUCAAUUAUUUAUACUUAUAAUUAAAUUAUCUUAUAAUCCAAAAUAUCAAUAUUGACAAAAAAAAAAAUUAAUUCAAACGAAAUUA